Lagopus muta (rock ptarmigan) is the source of this 1853-nucleotide messenger RNA. RefSeq names its product M-phase specific PLK1 interacting protein (gene MPLKIP). Gene Ontology annotation, cellular component: nucleus; midbody; centrosome. The record is from RefSeq and is a predicted model, not a curated record. The transcript is spliced from 2 exons. NCBI's taxonomy places the organism in Eukaryota, Metazoa, Chordata, Aves, Galliformes, Phasianidae. Bases 226 to 795 code for a protein of 189 amino acids.
GGCACCUCCGAGAGACGUUUAGAAGACUUUCCGAUCUUCUAACGCGUCUUUACGUGCGUUCCUCGCUUCGCCUUCCCGGCCCGGAACCUUGUAAGCCCGGAACGCUGACGCUGUGCUGCGGGGCGGGGGAACCGCGAGGGACCGGCAGGCGCCGCCGAGGCCGCGCUCGUGUCUGUACGGCGUUACGCAGGUUUUAUUUCUCUCUCUCUCCACCGCUGCCGGGCCAUGUACCGGCAGAGCUUCCGAUCCCCGACGCCUCCGUAUGCGGGCGCCGGGUUCCGGAGCCCUCCCUCCGGCGGCGCCUGCCCCAUGCCCCCCUCGCCCCGGGGCUACGGCAGCCCGCAUCACACGCCGCCCUACGGCCCCCGGCCCGGGCCUUACGGUAGCGGGCUCUCACCCCGAGGCCCCGGCUUCGGCGGCGGCGGCGGGCGGUUCGGGAGCCCUUCGCCGGGCGGGCAGACCCCGCGCAGGCCGCAGAGCGCCAGCCCCCGCUACCCGGCUCCCCGCGGCGGCGGCAGGUCCCCGGCCGGAGCUGCCCCGCACCCGCAGCAGCACAAGCGCUCGCCCGGGGGCUACCAGAGACACUACCAGGGAUCCCCCAGGACAUCUACUCCAUUUGGUACAGCGCAUGGCAGAGAGAAAAGAGAGUCUAAUGAUGUGGAAAACUAUUACAGACCUUCAAUGCUUGAGGACCCAUGGGCUGGCCUAGAGCCAGUUUCUGUUACAGACAUAAAGCAACAGUACAGCAGUGAGCAAACAACAUAUACUGGUAAAAAAGGGAGGUAUUUCAGUUAACACUUUUAAAGGCCAAAUAACUCCAUCCUGCCAGGAAAACUCUGGGACAAAAUCUUUUUAUUUACACAAGAUGAACAAUAGUGAAGAUAUUGGUUGAUGCUUUUAUUUCAUCACAUUGACCCUUUUAUCCAAUCUUUUUUUUUUUUUUUUUUAAUUCCAUUGGAAAUUUUUUAUGUACGGGGAGGGGAAAGAAGUGGUAGGAAAAGUUACCUUUCUGGCUCCGUGGAAGUGCCUACCAGCUUUGAAGAACAAAGUGUUCUUUAAUCACCAGCGACUGAUUUGUGACUGUUACAACAGGUUUCCGUAUAUUUAUCUCUUCCAUGCCAGAUUGUUAGCCUUUUAUUGUAAACUCCUUUAAAUGAUGGUAUUUUUUUAUGUUUCAACAUUUUUAGAAUGAAGUGACUUGGAAAUAAAAUGGAAAUUUUGUAAAUCCUUGUUUUGUAAUGUAUAAAGAUGAUUUUAGGACUUCUGUUAAGGGGUACCGAUUAACAGAAGUAGCACCACUUACAUUAGGUGACUUUGUAAAUGUGCUUGUAUGCUGUAGUUAACAUCUGAUCUUGUGCACAGUAUUUUUUGUUGACUGUAGUGCAGUGUGAAACUGAAACAUGACUUCAGCCAUCUCAGGAAACGGACGUGUUGUCUUACAAAUGUUUGAUUUGUUGAACCAGACCUUGAAUGCUAAACAUUAUUCUGUAAUAUUUACUUCUGUAUUUUGGAGAAAACAAAAAAAAAAGCAUUUGAAAGAAGAUUACGUGUUUCUGGAUUAUAACCAAGUCUGUGGCAAUUUUAGACUAAUCAACAAAUUAUUAAUAUGAGAAUUAAUUAAAUGCAAAUGUAUUUUCUGGAUUUACCUUUAGAUUAGCAUAGGAUGAAUGGAGCUUUGUUGUACAGUUGACAUUAGCACAUUAGUAGCAUCUUAUUUUUGAUCUCUGCUGGGUUUUUUAAUUUUUUACCUACAGCUGGCAUCUUUGUCUAGAGAAUUCUUGUUUUCGGUGUGUGCAUGCUAUAUUUUUAUCUCGAAGAGGAAAACAACAAGGUUUCUUUUUUUUUUUUUUUUU